AUGAGGAAAUCAUGUUUUCUCUCGACAGUCUUAACAAUUCUCAUCUCUAUUUCAUCUGCAAUAUCACAGUCACCCGCUCAAAAUUUUCUCAAUUGUUUUUCUCAUAAUUCUCGUGCAUCUAAAGUAAUUUACACACCAAACCACACCUCAUUUUUAACCAUCCUCAACAAGAAAAUAAUUUACAAGAAAUUUCAAACAGCAAGCACACCAAAACCUUUGGCAAUUAUAACCGCAAAAGAUGCAUCUCAUGUCCAAGCAACAAUUAAAUGUGCCAAAAGUAACAACAUCCAAAUCAGAAUCCGAAGCGGAGGCCAUGACUAUGAAGGUUACUCAUAUGUAUCAGACGUGCCUUUUGUUAUAAUCGACUUGUUUAAUAUCAAUUCAGUUGAUGUCAAUUUACAAGAAGAAACAGCAUGGGUUGAUUCAGGUGCAACAGUUGGUAAGAUUUAUUAUAACAUUGCAAAGAAAAGCAAUUAUCUUGCUUUUCCUGCUGGGGUUUGUUUUUCUUUAGGUGCUGGUGGUCAUUUUUCUGGUGGUGGGUAUGGAAAUAUGAUGAGAAAAUAUGGUCUUUCUGUUGAUAAUAUCAUUGAUGCAAUAAUAGUUGAUGUCAAUGGUAACAUCUUUGAUAGAAAAUCAAUGGGAGAAGAUCUCUUUUGGGCUAUAAGAGGUGGUGGUGGAGCUAGUUUUGGUGUUAUUCUUUCAUGGAAACUCAAAUUGGUUCAAGUACCUUCACAAGUUACUGUUUUCAAUGUGAAAAGGAAUGUGGAUGAAGGUGCAACUGAUGUUGUUUACAAAUGGCAACUAGUUGCACCAAAAUUGCAUAAAGAUCUAUUCAUUAGAGUGCAACCUAAUGUUGUUCAAAUUGGUAAUGGGACAAAAAGUAUAGUGCAAGUUAGUUUCAUUGGUCAAUUUUCUGGAACAACUGAUAAGCUUUUAGUUUUGAUAAGUGAAAGUUUUCCUGAAUUAGGUUUGAAAAAAAGUGAUUGUUUUUCAAUGCCUUGGAUUAAUACCACUCUUUUUGCGUAUGGUAAACCAAUAGGUACUCCCCUUGAAGCAUUGUUAGAGGAACCCCAAGCAGGUUAUUUUAAAGGUCAAUCAGAUUAUGUGAAGAGGCCUAUUCAAAAGGUAAAUUUAGAAUCUAUGUGGAAGAAAAUGAUUGAAGGUGAGACUUUGUUUAUGCAAUGGAAUCCUUAUGGUGGAAGAAUGGAAGAGAUAUUGUCGUCGGAAACUCCAUUUCCUCAUAGAGCUGGAAACUUGUUCAAGAUUCAAUAUUUUAAUAGUUGGAUUGAUGGAUCUCCUGAAUCUAUUGAACGUCAUGUGAACUUUUCAAGGUCCUUUUAUAAAUUCAUGACACCCUAUGUUUCAAAUUCUCCAAGGGAGGCAUUUCUUAAUUAUAGGGAUGCUGAUAUUGGUGCCAAUCAUCCAAGUAAUACAACAAAAUUAGACAUUGCUAGAAUUUAUGGAAGCAAGUAUUUCAAAGGAAAUUUUGAAAGAUUGGUGAAUGUGAAAACCAAGGUUGAUCCUGAGAAUUUUUUCAGAUAUGAACAAAGUAUACCUACUAGGACGUAUUAA
Lathyrus sativus (Indian pea) is the source of this 1572-nucleotide messenger RNA. NCBI's taxonomy places the organism in Eukaryota, Viridiplantae, Streptophyta, Magnoliopsida, Fabales, Fabaceae. The record is from the annotation of a GenBank genome assembly.